Gopherus evgoodei (Goodes thornscrub tortoise) is the source of this 518-nucleotide messenger RNA. RefSeq names its product cytochrome c oxidase subunit 6A2, mitochondrial-like. NCBI's taxonomy places the organism in Eukaryota, Metazoa, Chordata, Testudines, Testudinidae. The transcript has 3 exons. Gene Ontology annotation, cellular component: mitochondrial inner membrane. Gene Ontology annotation, molecular function: enzyme regulator activity. The coding region runs from base 125 to 463 and encodes 112 amino acids. The record is from RefSeq and is a predicted model, not a curated record. Gene Ontology annotation, biological process: mitochondrial electron transport, cytochrome c to oxygen.
AGAACUUCGGGAAGCCCCUGACCAGCCACCAGAGGACAGCAGAAGGUGAAGGGAAGGAGGUCACUGCUGAGUGUUCGUUUUAGACUUCACAGGCUGGUUUUUCCCUCCCCUGCUUCCUCCCAACAUGAGCCUGUGGCGGAGAUUGACCCUGCUGGUGUCCAAGGGGCGAAGUUUAGCCACAGCGCCGGCCAGCGCCGGGGGUCACCACGGGGACGGGACAGGAGCCAGGACAUGGAGGAUCCUGUCAUUUGUGGUGGCGCUGCCCGGCGUGGCUAUCUGCAUGCUGAACGCCUGGCUGCAGAUGGAGAAUCACCCCUACAAGCCCGAGGAGUUCGUGCCUUACCACCACCUGCGUAUUCGCACCAAGGCAUUCCCCUGGGCUGAUGGGAACCACACCCUCUUCCACAACCCCCACACCAACCCCCUGCCCACAGGCUACGAAGAAGCAAGGGGACAUCACUGAGCCACCCUCCCUCGGGUCCCCCGACCUAGUGACAAUAAACCUGAGUGGAUCUGUC